Neltuma alba is the source of this 750-nucleotide messenger RNA. Its product is annotated as armadillo repeat-containing protein 7. The coding region runs from base 156 to 695 and encodes 179 amino acids. Lineage: Eukaryota; Viridiplantae; Streptophyta; Magnoliopsida; Fabales; Fabaceae. Gene Ontology annotation, molecular function: protein binding. The transcript has 7 exons. The record is from RefSeq and is a predicted model, not a curated record.
UAAAGCCUCCGCCUCUUGCCGGCCAAACUCGUUGUGGCUCAGCUUCUUCCACUUCCCUCUUCACUCCUGCAGGUACUAGCUCCAAGGACAACAAGUACCCACUACUCCGCAUUUCAGCACAUCGUGAAUUCCUGUGUACUAGAAGAAAAGCGAACAUGUUCACCAAUGACCAGAGGCAAGAAGAGCGAACUGGAAGAUAUGGAACCCCAAGACUGCAAUACCUUCAGGAAUUGGUGACUCAGUUUCAGAGCGCAACUGAAGAUGAGACAAAAGAGAAAAUCGUGGCAAAUUUGGCGAACUUUGCCUAUGAUCCUUACAAUUAUAAUUUCUUGCGUCAGCUCAAUGUUUUGGAACUUUUUCUGGACUGCUUAACAGAACCCAAUGAGAAGCUUGUGGAAUUUGGAAUUGGAGGGAUAUGCAAUGCUUGUGCAGAUCCGACCAAUUCUAAUAUUGUUACUCAGUGUGGUGGCAUUCCUCUUGUCAUUCAAUGUUUAUCAAGCCCAGUUAGGAACACUGUGAAUUAUGCACUUGGAGCUCUUUACUAUCUAUGUAACGGAUCUAACAAGGAAGAGGUUUUAAAGCCAGAAGUAGUCGAUGUUAUCAAGAGAUAUGCAGAUGCUGAAACGGUUAGUGUGAGCUUUAGUAAUCUAGCUAAAGCUUUUUUGGACAAACAUGGAUCUGUGAACUUGCACUAGCUUGGUGCUUAUAAUACUAAUCUAAUUUGGAAAAAUGAGCCACUUUACUCUUUUU